Molecule: messenger RNA, 1827 nt
Organism: Plectropomus leopardus (leopard coralgrouper)
Lineage: Eukaryota; Metazoa; Chordata; Actinopteri; Perciformes; Serranidae
Gene: ttc5
Product: tetratricopeptide repeat domain 5
Molecular function (GO): protein binding
Source: RefSeq, a predicted model, not a curated record
CUUCCGACGUCUCAGAAAUUAAAAGCCUGUUUCCUGUGAGCUAAAAUUCAUCGCAUUGGUGCAAUUUCAGCAAAGACAUGUUUUCCGUCAUUAUAUUAACAUUAAAGCUUUAUAAAUAAAACCCAUAUAUUAAUUUUGGUGCGUUUUGCGUCACUGCAGCGGCUGUUUUCCCCGGCUGUUUCUACUUUAAGCUAACUUGGCGUAAAGAUGGCGGAGGAAGAGAAGAGUGGCGAGCCUGUUAAAGAGAAAAACGAGCUGCAAAUUAUGAAGGAACUCGUGGAUGAACUGUAUAAUUUCAGAGAUUGCUAUUUUGAGACUCACAGUAUGGAGGAAGCUGGGAAGAAACAAAACGAUGUCGCACAGGAGAUCGCGAAGACUCUAAAGAAGCUGGAGGAGAAAGAAGAUCACUUUAAACACAAAGCAGAGUUUCUGCUGCAGAAGGGCAGGUGUCUCAACGUGGCUCCGGACUUCAGCGCCGUAGCAGAAGAGUGCCUUUCCCGCGCUGUGAAGCUGGAGCCCGGCCUGGUCGAGGCCUGGAACACGUUGGGGGAGCAGUACUGGAAAAAAGGAGACCUGAUCGGUGCCAAGAACUGCUUCACCGGUUCCUUGCAACAGAGCAAGAACAAAGUGUCUCUACGCAACCUGUCCAUGGUGCUGAGACAGCUGCCGGUGGUGGACAGCACUGCACAAGGCAAGCAGGUGCUUGAGAGUGUGGACAUGGCCCGACAAGCUGUCCAGCUGGACGUCACAGACGGGACAUCCUGGUAUAUUUUGGGAAAUGCCUAUGUGUCCCUAUUUUUCACCUGCGGACAGAAUCCACAGUUGUCUCAACAAGCUCUAAGUGCCUACACACAGUCUGAAAAAGUGGACAGAGCUGCGUCUUGUUACCCAGAGCUGCACUUCAACCGAGCCACUCUGUUCCAGUACGAGGAGAUGUAUGGGUCCGCGCUCGGCGGCUACAGCCGAGCCGCGGCACUCGACCCGGGCUGGGAGGAGCCUCCGGAGAGAGAGAAACAGCUGCUGGAGUAUCUGGGGAAAGUCACAGAACUCUUACAGAACAAGGGGAAGGUGAAGGCGCGUCGGUUAAGGACGAUGCUCUCGAACCUCAGCACAUCGGCUUUGGGUCCCUGCUCCUCCCCUCAGUUCCGUUCCCCGACAGGCCGCGUCGGCAGCCUGGAGCCUCGAACUCUCUCCUCCCUCUCCCACGGUCACAACGCCGGAGUGGCCGCCUUGGGAAAGGUGGUGUUCAGCCUGGCCUCUGAGGGUCGCAUGGCCUUUACGUUUGGCAUGGUGGACAGCGAGGAGACGUGCAUAGUGGUGAUGGUAUACAACACAGCGGACAGCUGGGGCGUCCUGAUAGGAGACACUGUCGUCAUUCCUGAACCUCAAGUCAAACGAAACAGUAUAACACAUAAGGAUAAGUCGUUUGACUUCAGGAGUAUACGAGUGGACUCUCCUCUGCUCCUCAUCGUCAACGGCAAGAAACAAAACGUCCACAGUCAGAUCGCUGCCUCGGUCAGCUACAAGCCUCAGAGCGAAUGAGCAGAGCGAGAAACAAGAAGUGCAGCAAGGACCAAUUUGUUCUGGUUUUGAAGAAGCGUUGGGAUGAAUACGGAUUUUCCAAAGUUUGUGCCUGUUUUCCGUGUUGUUUUGUAUAUAGAGGUCAGCCUGUUACUUUGUCUUUAGAUAGACUCUUUGUUUAUAUUUAUAAAUAUUUCUUUUUUUUGUAUUCUGAGUUCUUUUUUUGUAAAUGAAUGAACCUGUGAUGAUGACAAUGUGAUGUCAGAAUUGUGACUACAGUUUACCCUGAAAAAAACAACUUUUAAA